Molecule: messenger RNA, 1158 nt
Organism: Camelina sativa (false flax)
Lineage: Eukaryota; Viridiplantae; Streptophyta; Magnoliopsida; Brassicales; Brassicaceae
Source: RefSeq, a predicted model, not a curated record
UAAAUUGCUCAUUUGAGCUAAAAUUAGAGAUUUUUUGUGUUUCUCUCUUUCUCUCUCGUAUGGAUUUGUUGUGCGGCGUUCCUCUCUCGAAACGACCAUCUCCAAUUGCGUCACUUCCAGAUGAAAUCGUCGUGGAUAUAAUAGCGCGUGUAUCAAGAUCCUAUUACCCAGCAAUCUCUCUCGUUUCCAGACGUUUUCGAUCAAUCAUAGCGUCUCCUGAGCUAUACAUGAGACGAUCAUUGUUACGCUGUGCCGAACACUGUCUCUAUGCACUCCUCUACAACCCUAAAACCUGUGAUUACCGUUGGUACGUCCUCCGCCGCAACGGCUUUGUACUUAUCCCUUGUCUUCCUCCUAUGCCUGCUCAUGGAAACUUUGUUGCGGUUGGUUCCAAGAUAUAUGUUUUGGGUGGUGUUUACGACUCCAAUGCGACUUCGAGUGUCUUAAUCAUCGACUGUGCGUCUCACACGGUGCAGCCUUUGGAUGAUACGGUCGCUGGCAUUCCCAAGCCUAUGGAUGAUACGGUCGCUGGCACCAUCAACGGGAAGAUUUACGUGAUUGGUGUGAAGAUAGGUCAAUUGUGGUCUGGUUGUGUGGUAAUGGAGGGUAAGAUUUACAUGAGGGAUUCUCUAAAUAGCUUUGUUUACGAGCCACAGGAGAGGAAAUGGGAAAUGGAGGAGAUGUUGAAUUCUAAAAAGUGGGAGUAUGCGUGUGUCGUUGAUGAUAUGUUGUAUUACUACGAUUGUCGCAAGAACAAGUUAAGAGUGUAUGAUACAAAGCACAAGUGUUGGGGAGUGGUGAGAGGUGUGGAGAGAACGUCGGGUGAGCCUGAGCCGAGUCGUCUCAGUCUGCCAAAAUCUUUAUGGUGGUCAUAUACCAUGAGUUGCGGUGAGAAACUGGUUGUGUUCUUGCCUAAAGAGAAAGACAGGACGAAGACAACAGGGAUUUGGUGUGCGGAGAUUGCACUCGAAAGACGCCAAGGAGGAGAGAUUUGGGGUAAAGUUGAGCGGUGUGAUGCUGUGAUUAAUGGUGAUUUUUUCUUUGUGAGAUGUUUAGCUGUUAUGGUUUGAUGCACAAACCCAAUAUGUGCCUUACACAAAACACCACUGCUGUGCCGUACACAAAACACCACUAUUAUUUGCUGUGCCUUUACAAAUC